ACGAAUACAUACGGUUUGCCACAGCUCUAAUAAUUUUACGUCUGUAAAAUUAUUAAACAACUGGAUAAUUUGUUUUUACAAUAUUUUCUCAUUUGAACAGGAACAAUGAUACAGUCUCCUAGUGGAGUUGUGCAUGGAUAUCCGGGAACAUCUAUUCUACAGUGGAGCCCCGAUAAGAAGCACAGUGAUCGAGAGAGAUGGAUUUGCAUUUAUCCUGCUUAUAUUAACAGUAAAAAAACCAUAGCCCAAGGAAGGAAAAUUAACAAAGAAAAGUGUGUGGAAAAUCCCACCCAUCAAGAAAUAAGGGACGUAUUAGUCGCAGCUGGUUUAAAGGUUGGUGUAGAAAAUAAAUUGUACAGCAGAGAAAAAAGCAAGGAGCUGUUGUAUCGCGGUAGAAUACGGGUUCAGUUGAAAAACGAUGAUAACAGUUUGUGCAAUCCCAAUUUCCCUACUAGAGACAGUCUUAUGUUACAUUUAGGGGACAUGAUUCCCAAACUUAAAAGUAGACUGAAUAAGGGAAGUGGAGACCCCCAGCCGCAAGUCACUGGCAGCGCCAAGGGAAAGGGAAAAGGCAAAGGAAGGCGAUGAAAAAAAUUGUUUCCUUAUAAUUUU
Molecule: messenger RNA, 612 nt
Organism: Psylliodes chrysocephalus
Lineage: Eukaryota; Metazoa; Arthropoda; Insecta; Coleoptera; Chrysomelidae
Source: the annotation of a GenBank genome assembly